This is a messenger RNA of Andrographis paniculata, 2275 nucleotides long. Its product is annotated as peroxisomal 2,4-dienoyl-CoA reductase [(3E)-enoyl-CoA-producing]-like. The transcript is spliced from 8 exons. Gene Ontology annotation, molecular function: 2,4-dienoyl-CoA reductase (NADPH) activity. Lineage: Eukaryota; Viridiplantae; Streptophyta; Magnoliopsida; Lamiales; Acanthaceae. The record is from RefSeq and is a predicted model, not a curated record. Gene Ontology annotation, biological process: fatty acid catabolic process. The coding region runs from base 110 to 1006 and encodes 298 amino acids.
UUUGACUUUCGUGAGUGGCCGUGCAUCGGCACCACCGUAUCUAUCUAUUGUAGUCCUCCUAGCUGAAGGAAAUUGAAUAAAAAGUUGGGAAUCGUAUCAGCUGAUCGAGAUGGAGUCUCCAUUCAAGGCCGAUGUACUCAAGGGGAAGGUUGCGCUAUUGACCGGAGGCGGCUCUGGAAUCGGCUUCGAAAUUUCCACCCAAUUCGGCAAACAUGGAGCCUCGAUUGCAAUCAUGGGUCGCCGGAGGAGUAUUUUGGACGACGCCGUUGCAGUUCUCAAGAGCCACGGCAUCUCUGCAGUUGGUUUCGAAGGGGAUGUUCGGAAGAAGGAAGAUGCACAGAGAGUUGUGGAGGCAACAGUGAAGCAUUUUGGGAAGCUUGACAUUCUUGUGAAUUCUGCUGCCGGCAACUUCCUUGUAUCUGCUGAGGAUCUCUCUCCCAAGGGUUUCCAAACAGUGAUCGACAUAGACGCUGUAGGCACAUUUACAAUGUGCCACGAGGCUCUAAAGUACCUGAAAAAGGGCGCGCCGGGUAGAAGCUCGUCUAGCGGAGGAUUUAUACUAAAUAUUAGCGCCAAUUUGCACUACACCGCGACCUGGUAUCAGAUCCAUGUUUCUGCAGCCAAGGCGGCUGUUGAUGCCCUCACAAGAAACUUGGCCCUCGAAUGGGGUGCAGAUUAUGAUAUCAGAGUUAAUGGUAUCGCGCCCGGCCCCAUUGCCGAAACUGCUGGGAUGAGCAAGCUGCUUCCGGAAGAGAUUGCCAACACGAUCAAUGAUGUUUUUCCUCUGAUUAAAGUUGGGGAGAAAUGGGACAUUGCCAUGGCUGCCGUCUACCUGGCAUCUGAUGCUGGUAAAUACGUGAAUGGUAACACCAUGAUUGUUGAUGGAGGAAUGUGGCUUAGCCAGCCUCGCUGGCUGCCCAAAGAUGAUGUUAAGCUUCUCUCCCGGGCUGUCGAGAAACGAUCCCGAUUGACACCAGCUGGUGCUCCUUCCCCUAGCAAACUCUAGUCACCAACAACAAACACACAUUCUAUUGAAAAAUGUAGUCUUAUUUCAAUCUAGACAAAAAGGAUUUGAGUUAUCAUCAGACUUUCCCUCUCUGUUCAUGACAUCCUAAGUAAAAAACAACAGAAGAACAAACAAUACUAUACAGUCUACUGAAAUAAGUCCAUUCUAACAAUUAAUUAUAUAGUAGUAGUAUGAUGAAAGUAGUUAGUAUGUUUUUGGCUCUCUCAAUUUUCUUAAGGAUUAUUAAUAUAAAGAAAACAUACCCAAAAAAAAAACAAAACUGACUGUCCAAUUGGAACCAGCCCAACUCGCUGUAUUGGGCCGAAGAAGCACCGGCCCGUUAUCCUUCCACUGCAGAGAGCGGAAGGUGGUCGCUGCUCUGUGAAACCAGCCUGACGCGGUGCCCUUCGCUCUAAGGACCACGGAGACCAGGCCUUCGCCUAAGCCCCGGGGACCAACUCUCCGCUUGGAACGGGCGAGCCGGUAUGAGCAACCAGGACCCAGCGAGCUGGUUCGGUUCAACGUCCAGUCAGCUUAAAGCCCCCGCUUGGGUCACAAGCUCGCGCUGCCGAGCUCGGCGAACUAGCAUGCUGGCUCUGCCGUAAUGCUUGCACUUGAUUGCGGAUCAGAGUUGUUCGAUUACAAAGGAGGUUCAAUUUCUUCUUACCGGCGCCGGUGCGGUCGUUAUUUUGGUUAAAGUUGGGCGGAUUCCCAGGAAUUGCGUCAAGUUUCACUCGCGCUGCUUUCGUACGACGCCGUCGCUUCUCUCGAUGAAGUUUCCUCGUCGACCAAGCGCAGUCAAGCUUCGUUUUCAGGGUUGGAAGAUGUGAUGUUGUGAUUCAUAUAUGGGCAGAGAAAGGUCACUGAAGUAGGCUCACGCGUAGAGUGUGGAAAAAGGUCGUUAGGAAAGGGGAUGCGGUUUUCGACGCCACUUGUGGAAAUGGAUUCGACACGCUUGCAGUGCUAAGGCUUGUUGCCGAUGAAAAUAGUUGCAGAGGCCAUGUUUACGCCAUGGACGUUCAAAAGGAAGCUUUAGAAAGCACGUCGUCUAUACUGGAUCGAUCCGUCUCUGCAGCCAAGGUAGCAAUUGUUUAAGCAUGUUGGCAAUGUCUUGAUAAUUCGCUGUCAAAUUGUAUGCUCGUAUAAAAUUGGUGUUGAUUGAAACAUGAUGCUAAUGUAUUUAGGCAACAUCAUCUUCUUGGACCAGAUUGAAUACUUUCUUGUUUAUGUUUCUAUGCUGACAUGCUUUGCUGUCUUAAAUUGCGUCAA